AUGUGGAGAGUUCUGUCUCUCUUGGUUGCUGUGUCUUUGGUUCCACUCGAGACAGUAGAGGCCUUGAUACUUCAGCGAAGAGAAGUGCCCGCUGUUGUGACCCUAGAUAUUAAACGCAACGAUGUGUCAGAUCCUGUAAUGAGGGACCGCGCAAGACGCAAGCGAGAUACAACCACUGUUUCUCAGGCCCUGGACAAUGAGGAAACGCUCUAUUUCUGUAAUAUAACCCUUGGAACGCCGGAACAGAGCCUACGACUGGUUUUGGACACUGGGAGCAGUGACCUUUGGUGCAACGCAGCGAAUUCUACUCUUUGCUCCUCGUCGACAGAUCCCUGCAGUACAUCCGGCACUUACGAUUCUGACAAGUCUACAACGUACACAUAUGUCUCGUCUGACUUCAAUAUAUCAUAUGCGGAUGGAACCGGUGCGGCUGGUGUUUACGCAACCGAUACUCUCCAUAUAGGUGGUUCGGCGUUGGAGGACUUCCAAUUUGGUAUCGGGUAUUCAUCAAGUUCCUCCGAGGGUGUUUUGGGCAUCGGCUAUACUUCGAAUGAGGUCCAAGUCGGCCGCUUCGGUGAUAGCGCCUAUCCUAACCUUCCUAGGGCAAUGGUGAAAAAUGGUUUGAUAAAGUCUAAUGCCUACAGCCUAUGGUUGAACGAUCUAGAUGCCAAUACGGGUUCCAUUCUUUUUGGAGGCGUGAAUACGAAGAAAUAUCACGGUGAACUACAAACCCUUCCAAUUCAGAAGGUUAAUGGCAUCUAUUCCGAAUUCAUAAUCGCUCUUACUGGAGUCGGCUUCACUUCGGGAUCAAGCAGUCGCAAUUACUCGUCAGAUGCGCUUCCGGCUGCCGUUUUGCUUGAUUCUGGUAGUUCCCUUACAUAUCUUCCAGAUUCCAUCGUCGAAGACAUCUAUAAUGAUUUCAGUGUUGUGUACGAACAAUCUUCUGGUGUUGGCUAUGUGCCUUGCAGUCUGGCACAAAACAACACUAAUAUCACCUACACUUUUUCAUCGCCUACUAUUGCUGUUGGGGUAAACGAGCUUGUUCUCGACGUGGGUGAUCUCUUAUUUCAGGACGGAGAACGCGCUUGUGUCUUUGGAAUUGUCCCCGCUGGCGAUAGUACCGCUGUCUUGGGGGACACCUUUUUACGCAGUGCGUACGUUGUCUACGAUCUAGCGAACAAUGAGAUUUCCCUCGCCAACACUAACUUUGAUGCGACUGGAAACGACAUCUUGGAAAUUGGAACGGGAGAAGACUCUGUGCCCGGUGCUACUAAAGUCGCUAAUCCUGUCACGACGGUGGCAGUUGAUGGCUCUGGUGCAAGGAUUGGUGGCCCGACUGGUGCAACUUUCACUAGCAUUCCAUCCGCAACGAGUGGGGGCCAUGCUACAGCAGGGUUGAUGGGUGCUACAAAAUUUAUAGCUUUUGCUGCUGCUGUGAUUGGGUACAUGCUGACCUUCUAA
This is a messenger RNA of Aspergillus luchuensis, 1461 nucleotides long. Its product is annotated as pepsin-like aspartic protease. Gene Ontology annotation, molecular function: aspartic-type endopeptidase activity. The transcript is spliced from 3 exons. Bases 1 to 1461 code for a protein of 486 amino acids. Lineage: Eukaryota; Fungi; Ascomycota; Eurotiomycetes; Eurotiales; Aspergillaceae. The record is from RefSeq and is a predicted model, not a curated record. Gene Ontology annotation, biological process: proteolysis.